This is a messenger RNA of Mucor velutinosus, 2055 nucleotides long. RefSeq lists its product as uncharacterized. Gene Ontology annotation, molecular function: ATP binding; phosphatidylinositol binding; protein serine/threonine kinase activity. The record is from RefSeq and is a predicted model, not a curated record. Bases 1 to 2055 code for a protein of 684 amino acids. The transcript is spliced from 5 exons. Gene Ontology annotation, cellular component: cytoplasm; nucleus. NCBI's taxonomy places the organism in Eukaryota, Fungi, Mucoromycota, Mucoromycetes, Mucorales, Mucoraceae. Gene Ontology annotation, biological process: protein phosphorylation.
AUGCCUGCUUCCACCUUAAUAUUACACAACAAAACAUGGAAUUUACACCAAAAACUAUCGUCCAUCCGCAUAGCAGUGAUUGAAACCAACUUGAAAGUAUCUGGACAUGCCUGCACUAUCUUUCAUAUCAUGCUUGAAGACGAUUCGAACCACUUUUCCUUGGUGCGCUUCAUUCAAGACUUUAAAGAAUUAGAUGCGUUGCUUUUCAAGCAUUUUCCCAAACAUCGGAUCCCACUGCCGAAAUUGACAGUAGACAACAGCAAAAAAUCCCUUUUGAACACAUUCAAAAAGAAGAAGAAAUCCAACUCACAAUUGAUAGAAAUCUAUCUAUCCAAAUGCCUAUCAUCUGUCAUUGGAAGAUCAUCCCUAUUUCGUGAUUUUCUUUCAGCUCAAAGAGAGGAAGAUCGUGUCAUUUCAAAGGUUCAAGUGCGUCAACUUGUGGCACAACAUGAAGUUUCACAAAACACGGUUGCUAUUGUGCCAAUGGCAUCAUUAAAGAGAAAGCGAUCUAUGUGCCAGCAACAGCAAGAACUGCCUCCCUCACCUCCCUCGUCCAUCUCAAUCACUCAAUUUCCCGACUACUAUGAUCGUCAUGACAGUGGUUUGACUGAGUCUGUCGACGAUGAAAUGAUGUGCUCGUCCAUCUUACCUCCUGAACCUCCAACAACAGACAUGGACCAGGAUUUUUACUAUGACGAGAACGAACCAAUUACAGACAACAAUAACAACACAAUCAAUGAUUACCAGUUGAUCAAAGUACUUGGAAAAGGUGCCACUGGAAAGGUCAUUUUAGUACGAGAGCAAACCUCUCAACGUCUAUUUGCUCUAAAAGCAAUUACAAAGUCGUGGAGUAUCACAAAGCGUGAAGUUGAGCACAUUAGAAUGGAACGUGACAUUCUGGCAUCAUUAGCAGCUAUCCAUCAUCCAUUUUUGAUCCGACUCAUCAGUGCUUUUCAAGACCGCCAGAACCUAUAUUUGGUAUUGGACUAUCAUGCAGGCGCAGAUUUAGCCACCCUCUUACAAAGAUACAUCCGCUUCCCAGCUGAACAAUGCCGCCUUUAUGCUGCCGAAAUUGUAAUGGGACUUCAAGAGCUACAUCGCCAUUGCAUCCUGUAUAGAGAUUUAAAGCCUGAAAAUGUUCUGUUGGCUGCUGAUGGCCAUAUUGUGCUAACUGACUUCGGCCUCUCCAAGAUGUUUACAGACAGCGACAACAAAUAUGAUCAUCGCACAACUACGUUUUGCGGCACCCCCGAAUACUUGGCACCCGAGAUUAUCUUGCAAGACGAAGAAUACUCCUAUGCUGCUGAUUUCUGGAGCCUUGGUACCAUGCUGUAUGAAAUGAUGAUUGGUAUUACACCCUUUGCUGCAGAUACACCCGAGGAGAUGUACGACAGAGUGCUCUAUGACGAUCUCUUGUUUCCAAACAAAUUCGAUCCAGAAGCCAUGGACCUCAUUGCCGGUCUACUGGAGCGUGAUCCCCUGAACCGUCUUGGUGCUGGCUUUGGCGGCGUCUUUGAAUUGCGUACGCAUGCUUACUUUGCCAAUCAUCUCAAUUGGAAAGAUGUGCACGCUAAACUCAUUCAGCCAUCCUACAUCCCUCUGCGUACCAGUGAAACUGAUCUCAGUAACUUUGAUCCUGACUUUUUGGGCAUGUCUACACACAUCAAGGAGGAGAAUGACGAGGCCAUCGUAUUGAGACAACGUUGGUUACCAGAUAGCUGUCCUCAUGGUUUACAAGAGCAUGCUUUUCGGGGCUAUUCGUACAUUGCGGAGGACGAGCGUGAUAUUCCAUACGAAUCGGAAAUCUCGUUCUUUAGUAGCGAGUACAUGAUGUAUGACGAGGAUGAUGAUGAUGAUAUGGUGUUUGAACCCUCGUUGAUCGAUGCGGUGAACACACGUGUUGCCUCGGAUUACAACCCUACCCACAAGACGCUCAAAAGCAGCCGCUCCAUGAUAAUGAGCCCUUGUUCUUUCAAUUACAAUCAGAAUAUCAGAAACUCACUGGUUAUCAAUUCGUCUGUCAAGGACGAAGACGUUUCCUCCUGGAGAUCCUGA